Molecule: messenger RNA, 825 nt
Organism: Prunus persica (peach)
Lineage: Eukaryota; Viridiplantae; Streptophyta; Magnoliopsida; Rosales; Rosaceae
Exons: 3
Coding region: 108-563 (151 amino acids)
Source: RefSeq, a predicted model, not a curated record
GAAAAUUAGUAACUAAAACAACAGUUUUGUGUUCUACUUAUUAUAUGAGAAGCUAAUUUCAACUUUGAAGAGAGAAGAGAGAGGUUUCUGCUGAGGUUUGGCUCUAAAUGGGGGGUGAAGAUAAUUGGGACGGCGGCAUAGCUAUGGCACCAGCCAUGAUGAUGGCUGCACAAAAUACAGAGAGAGAAGAAGAGCAGUGGAGGAACUUUAACAACUCAGUCAAUGCAGUUUCCUUGGGUUUUGUUGCUACUGCCAUUCUCAUAUCAAUGUUUCUUGUUAUGGCUAUUUUUGAGAGAUUUUUCAGGCCCAGAUCAUCACAUCUGCCUUCAACUUCUCGAACCACUCGUUUCGAUCUCCAGCAACAGAUUGUCUACCAGAAUCCCAAGCUUGAUCACCACUCUCCCAAAAUGACAAGUUAUGCCAGAGAAGUUUCUGUGGUGAUGCCUGGAGAAGAUAUUCCUACCUUCAUUGCACAUCCUGCACCUGCACCAUGCCCCAGAGAGCAUGCCGCGUGGCCUCUGCAUCAACACAAGCCAUGCCUCAACCCCUCCUCCUCAAGCUGAAUUUCUAGUCAUGCCUAGAAAUCAGCAGAAUCAUACCUAGUUUUCAACAAAAGUGCUUUCAGUUUCAGACAUUAUUACAACUUGGGUUAGUUAUUGACAAUCACAUUAGUGUUUUGAACCUAGGAAGGAAGCUAGUAACCAGAAAGACUCAUCAUCAGCACAAGGAUAUGUAAAUUCCACUUAUGUAUAUGUUUUCUUGGUAGCUCAUUUCAAUUCUAUGUAACUUAAGUUUGUGGCUUUGUUAGCCUGCGGUGGAUGAAAA